CAGGUGUUUUGGAGAACAGCUUGACUCCAAAGCUAGAAGAAGACCCGAAGGCCAGCGAGCACAAUAAACACGGGUUUCUGUUUGCCGACUGGAGAGCGCUUGCUGGCUCGCUCCAGCCCUUGCCCAAUUCUUCACAUUCCUGAUUCCAGGAAGAGUCAGGGAGUUCCUGCAUGCAAUAUUUCACCUCCGGCAGGUUGCGUGGGUGCCCCGGUGGCGUGGCUUGGGGCAGCAGGAAUGCGGCAGCCGCUGCCUGACUGGUUUGGUGGGAGAGGAGGGCAGUGCUGCUUUUCCCAUUGUUACUGAUCCAGGUGUGUUAAUCCGAAGGGCUCCUGUGCCCUGAUCAGCUGGCUUCCAAAGCAGAGCGGGGCCCUGAGAGGCCCAGGGGAAGAGCACAGAGGACUUUCCAGAGAGCGCCUGGCUGGAGACGGCCGCGCAAAGCUCGGCCCAGCACCCAAGUAGCACCACGCGAAGGGAGGAGUCUCCAGCCAGCCGUCGACCGGUUUGUCCUGCGGUGCUCCUGAGCAGUUGGAGCAAAACAGUUGAAAGCCAUCAACGGCUCCAAGGAAGGUGGCUGGCAGUUCUGAUUUAUUUACAAAUCCAUUUAUUAAGUGGCUAGAGGCGAGGAGAGCCCGUGCACGGUGGGAAGAAGGACAGCCCUCCGUCAAGGACUUUGUUCUGAAGCAGCCAGGUCAGGACAGUCUGACACGAAGGAAGACUUUGAACGUACGGCCAGUGUGGACUCUGCUGGGAAGACGAUGCAGCCGUGGGCCGAUCGCCCAGGCCCUGCCGUGGGCUCCUUGUCUGGCAGCGGGGCCGUGGACCACUGCUAGGAGGGUGCCAGCCAUUCAGAGGGAUCUGCCUCCAGGCGCUGAAGUCCUAUUUUAGGGAGCAGAGAAAACUCCUCCGGGAUUGAGAUUGCAGUCAGAAUCAUCAAGUCACCUCUCUCCAUAAGUCAGCUCAGCUCCUGUUCCCGCCUCGAUUGGGAGGCUGAUCAAAAGGGGCCGAGACACAAGCCUGAGUUUGCUGCUUGCCGAGGCCGGGCUGCGGAUUAAAAACUCGCCACCAAAGAAUGAAGGAUUUAUGCUUCGCCGUUUUCCUCAGUCGGAAGUUGCUGCUGCGUUUGGGGGUCUUUUGAACAUGGAGGACAAGGGCUAGCAGCAGCCCUCUGUACUUCAACUGGAGCCCCUCGCCUUGCCUGAGUGGUGGGCAGCGGCCAAAGUAUCUCCCCAGCCUCCCAGGGACCCUUCAGGGCCGCUUCACGAAUCCUUCUUUUUGGGGGUGCCCGUUUUCACCGGCUCUGCCUGGACGAGGAAGGCAAGGCAAGUGCCGUUUCCGUUGUUAAGGUUGGCACCACCUGUCGAGAGAGGCUCACCUGACUGAUUUCAAAACCAGAUUUCUUCCACAUUUGUGAAGAUGCACAGUCAGCAGCCCGGCUGUCGCCGUCUUCUUGCCGAGCGCCUCUGAAGACUUGCCGCUGGUGUCCGAGGGAGAGCUUUCCACCCCCCUCCCGCCCCUUCCCCGGCCUGCCCCAGCCCAUAGUUUCCCAAUGCUUUGAACGGCACGUCGCAGGUGAGCCUCUGCGGUUGGCCAGGCAUGGCGGACCACCUGGAGCUGCUGGCUGAGAUGCCAGCGGUUGCCCGGAUGGGCACCCAGGAACGGCUCAAGCACGCCCAGAAACGCCGCGCCCAGCAGCUGAAGAAGUGGGCACAGUUUGAGAAGGACGGGCAGGGCAAGAAGGUCAAAGGGGAGACGAAGAGGCGGAGGGCCGCCAAGGAGACCAGGGUGGUCUUCCCUGAAAACGUCCAGCUUCUGGAGGCCGCCGGCCGCAACGAUGUGGAGGAAGUUCAGCAGCUCCUUCAGAACGGCCUCAGCCCCGACCUGUGCAACGAGGAUGGACUGACCGCCUUGCACCAGUGCUGCAUCGACGACUACGGGCGGAUCGUGGAGCUGCUGCUGGAAGCCGGGGCCGACGUGAACGCCUGCGACAGCGAGCUCUGGACCCCGCUGCACGCUGCCGCCACCUGCGGACACCUGCCCCUGGUGGGGCUGCUGCUUCAGAGGGGGGCCAACCUGCUGGCCGUCAACUCGGAUGGAAACAUGCCGUACGACCUCUGUGAGGACGAGGCCACGCUGGACUACCUGGAGGCGGCCAUGGCUGAGCGAGAGAUCACUCAGGCCACCAUUGAGGAAGCCCGCUCGGCGGUGGAGCGCAGGCUGGUGAUGGACAUCCGGCGGCUGGUGAGAGAAGGGGCUGAUCUGAACACCCCCCUGGACCACAAGGCCACCCUGCUGCACAUCGCCUCCGCCAACGGCUACCUGGAGGCUGCCGAGCUCCUGAUAGAACACCAGGCCAGCCUGAGCGCCAGGGACCAUGAUGGCUGGCAGCCGCUUCAUGCCGCCGCUUGCUGGGGCCAGAUCCCCUUGGUGGAGCUGCUGGUGGCCCACGGAGCAGAUCUCAACGGGAAGUCGCUCUUGGAGGAGAGCCCGCUGGAUGUGUGUCCGAAUGAAGAAGUGCGGGCCAAACUUCUGGAGCUGAAGCACAAGCAGGAUGCCGUCAUGAAGUCCCACGACAAGCAGAAGUCUCUGCUGCAGCGCCGGACGUCCAGUGCCGGCAGCCGAGGGAAAGUGGUGAGGCGGGUGAGCGUGACCCAGCGCACCAACCUCUACCGCAAGGAACACGCCAAGGAGGCCAUCGUGUGGCAGCGGCGGCAGAGCGAGGGAGAGCCGGAGGACGAGGAUGGACAGGCCGACGGGCAGCUCCGAGUCCAGGACCCCGAAGCGCAAGCAGGGCCCCCCGAGGAGCGCAACGGCAUGGCCCCCCCUCACCCCUUCUACCCCCAGUGGCUGGACCGCGCCUCUUCCAACCAGCCGGCUGCUCAGGAGGACCCGGCGUCCGGCCUCAGCAAGGAGAAGGCCCACCACACCUUAGCGGACCUCAAGCGCCAGCGGGCAGCGGCCAAGCUGCAGCGCCCCUCGACGGAAGAGCUCCCGCCCGGCCCUGACCAGGCCCCUCAGCCCCCCCAGGCGGGACCCAAUGCCGUAUCCGUCACCGCAGCCAGUGGAGACCCUCCCCUCCUCAAACUGACUGCUCCGGCCGAGGAAAGGCCGGCCCAGAAGAGGCGCUGCUGCCGGCUGAUGUGAGCGGAGAGGUCCACUCCUCACGGGCCAGGCCGGCCUCUCUGCUGCUCGGGCCGGUCGAGAGGGCGAGGCUGCGGCCCCGGCCCUCUGCCCUUUGGGGCGGGAUCCUGCCUGCCUUGUGGGAAGAGCCCAGUCCCUGGCCAGCUGGAGCUUUUGGGAUCCAAAUCGGGACAGUGUUCUCCUGCUGCCCGUGUAGGCACACGGAGAUCUCAGGGAGGGCUGAAGGCCCCACUCAACGGAGCAACAGAGUGGGAAGGGACCUUGGGGGUCAUCUAGCCCAACCCCCUGCUCCAGUGCUGCGGACAAACGGCUAGGGGUGCGGCUUGGCCUGGCGUCGCUCUUUCGCUGGGCCCCGAGGCCCAAGCAGGGUGGUGAUGCCCAGGAGGCAUCGGCCCUGGCUGCCAGGCGGAGAGGGCCUGCGGGCCGGUCUGCCUGCGCCCACCCGCCGUUCUCUCCGGCUGUGUUCCAGCUCACUUCCUUCGGCUGGGGGAUGAGCUGAAAGGAGGGCGGCCCAGGCUUGCCCCGUGGCCAGCAAGGACUGGCCCCAGCACCGAGGCAGCUCCGGCUGCAAAAUCCCUGGGGGCAACCGGGUGGCAGCAACGAGCCGCUUUGCUUCCCGUUCUCGGCUCCGUUUGGUGACUGUCCGCCUUGUGUAACCCAAAGUCGGUAGUCCUGAGCUGCGAGUCAGUUGGUGCGGCCUAUCGCACUGGCACCUCCCCAGGCCUCUUCUGCGGCAGGCCAGGGCAAGCCGGAGGGCAGU
This is a messenger RNA of Crotalus tigris (Tiger rattlesnake), 3898 nucleotides long. It is a transcript of the gene PPP1R16A, whose product is annotated as protein phosphatase 1 regulatory subunit 16A. NCBI's taxonomy places the organism in Eukaryota, Metazoa, Chordata, Lepidosauria, Squamata, Viperidae. The coding region runs from base 1594 to 3141 and encodes 515 amino acids. Gene Ontology annotation, cellular component: cytoplasm. Gene Ontology annotation, molecular function: phosphatase regulator activity; protein binding; enzyme inhibitor activity. The record is from RefSeq and is a predicted model, not a curated record. The transcript is spliced from 11 exons.